Messenger RNA from Humulus lupulus (European hop), 426 nucleotides. RefSeq lists its product as uncharacterized. The record is from RefSeq and is a predicted model, not a curated record. The transcript is spliced from 2 exons. The coding region runs from base 1 to 426 and encodes 141 amino acids. Lineage: Eukaryota; Viridiplantae; Streptophyta; Magnoliopsida; Rosales; Cannabaceae.
AUGGUGCUAUUAGCUAAGUACAUUUGGGCUAUAUCCUCUAAACAGGAUAUUCUUUGGGUGAAAUGGAUAGAUGCCAUUUAUCUUAAAGGGCAAAAUAUUUGGGAUUGCAAAGUUCAUUCAGAUGUGAGUUGGUAUUGGCGUAAGUUAGUUAACUUGAAAUCUGUCGUCAAUGCUGAGAUGUUGGAGAAGGCAGCUAAGAACAACAAGAUUAAUAUUAGCAAGCUUUAUCAGGAGAGCCAUGACCAUCUGUUUUUUCAGUGCCAGUUCUCUCAGCAAGUGAGAAGCCGAGUUGCUGAGUGGUUGGGUAUUGAUAUCUGGCCGGUUCAAUUUAAAGAUUGGAUUGCUUGGAUGGUGGGGAAGUCGAAGGGUCUGCAGCAAAAACUGUUGGCAGCUGUUUUAGCUGCUUCAGUUUAUAUGAUUUGGUGA